GAGCUGCCAACUGCCACCAUCGCAGAUAAUUUGCCAGAAAUCAAGUAUGGAGAAAAGGUGCGGAUAGUUUGUGCGAUUACCGCCAAUCCACCUCCAACCAAAGUUUACUGGGAAAAAAUAUAUAAUGGCAUAUCCAAGGUGAUAAGUAAUGGAACAUUAGGUACAGAAGGAAUUACGGUUGACAAUCCAUCUAUCACGUUGUUACAUGCAACGGAUUCGGAUUCAGGACUUUACAAAUGUUUUGCUGUCAAUGAAUUCGGAAUGGGGUACAGUUCAUCAACUAAACUCACUGUCAUUGGAGGUCUUCCAAAGGUGUUUGUACCAUCUAUAACGUACCUUACUGGCACUGGUUAUACAAUAACUCUAACAUGUCAUUACAAAUGCGUUUCCUGUAGUAACAAAGGUGUACUGGCAAAGAUAUAUACAUGGCUCUACAACAAUAAUUUCAUCGGCUUCCAUUGCAUAUCUAGGAGUCACCGUUGAAAAUCCAUCGUUAAUAAUUCUAUCAGCAAGGGAAACGAUGACUGGGGAAUACACAUGUUUUGCUGUCAAUUCCAUGGGCACUGGUAGUAGCCUUCCAGUACAGUUAACAGUCCAGGCUGGAAUUACACAACAAGCGCCAAUUAAAGAAUAUGCGGAAAAACGGGAUCAUACUAACACAGUUACACUAGGGAUAGUUGGAGGCAUAGCUGCAGUAGCUGGGGUUGUAUCGUGUGUCAUUGCAUGCCUGGCGUACAUGUACAAAAGAAGGACUGGUGCAAAAGAGAUAAUGAUAGCAAAUAACAUCGGACUUGAACAAAACGAUAGUCCUCCUAGGAACUUACCACUUAAUAUACGGCACUCAGAGUUACAGUCUGAAACAGAAGACUAGCAAACACUAGAACAGUGUUUUAUUAUUAGUGCUACUUACACCUGCUAUAUGCUUGUAAUUGAAGCACAAACUUAAAGUUUUAUUUUAAGAAGUAAACAUGUUUUAUUGAUAACUGCAGAUUUUAAACCUUCAUUACAGUGUUACUCAUUUUUUUAUUUAUACAUUUUAUAUGUCAUGCAUUCAUAACAGCAUUUGAUGUCAGACUUGUAAUUUUUCAAAUUAAAUUCAUAUCAAUUCAUGUUUCGAUUUGAGCAUUCUAGGUGAAGGUAACUAUGUACUCCGCACUCCGCUGAUUAUUAUAUGAGUCUUUAAUUUUGAAAGAAGAAUAAAAAUAGAUAUUUUCA
Mytilus californianus (California mussel) is the source of this 1215-nucleotide messenger RNA. RefSeq lists its product as uncharacterized. The coding region runs from base 521 to 871 and encodes 116 amino acids. Lineage: Eukaryota; Metazoa; Mollusca; Bivalvia; Mytilida; Mytilidae. The record is from RefSeq and is a predicted model, not a curated record. The transcript is spliced from 7 exons.